AUGCAAAAUGCAAACAUCACUAAAGAAUCUUUAGAUAUGUUUAAGUCUUACUGCAUUGUCUGCCAAGAAAAGCGGAAGCGUCCGAAGGCUACUGGAGUUGUUGUAAAGCCUAUUUUAAGCAGCGAUCUCAAUUCUCGGGACCAGGUUGAUCUGGUAGACAUGCAGUCAUCUCUCCAAGCUCAGUUCAAGUGGAUUAUGGUAUACCAGUACCACUUAAGAAAGUUUGUGAUACUUCGACCUCUUACAUCAAAAAGAGCAGCUGAAGUUGCCUUUCAACUGCUCGACAUCUUCUUACUGUUUGGUGCUCCUGCAAUCCUUCGAAGUGACAAUAGUUCUGAAUUUACAGCUCAUGUCAUCACAGAACUAAAAGAUCUUUGGCCAGAUCUCAUCGUGGUCCAUGGAAAACCAAGACAUCCCCAAAGCCAAGGUUCAGUGGAACGUGCCAAUGGGGACAUCAAGGAUAUGUUGAUUGCUUGGAUGUCAGACAACAACACACAGGAUUGGUCCAUUCCAUUGGUCUUCGUUUUGUCCAAAACAUGA
Molecule: messenger RNA, 540 nt
Organism: Macrobrachium nipponense
Lineage: Eukaryota; Metazoa; Arthropoda; Malacostraca; Decapoda; Palaemonidae
Product: KRAB-A domain-containing protein 2-like
Exons: 1
Coding region: 1-540 (179 amino acids)
Biological process (GO): DNA integration
Molecular function (GO): nucleic acid binding
Source: RefSeq, a predicted model, not a curated record